Messenger RNA from Dentiscutata heterogama, 333 nucleotides. Lineage: Eukaryota; Fungi; Glomeromycota; Glomeromycetes; Diversisporales; Gigasporaceae. The record is from the annotation of a GenBank genome assembly.
UCUAAGUUUAAUUGAUUGCCAAAAAAUAACUGAUGAAGGUAUAUACAUAAUUGCUUCAGCAUGUCUGAAUAUGCAAAAAUAUAUAUUGGAAGGGUGUGAAGAGAUUACUGAUAUAUCAGUUAAAAAAAUUGCGCAAUCUAACCCAAAUCUUAAAUAUCUUAACUUUAGUUGCAAUAUUACUGAUGUAUCUAUGUCUGCAUUAGCAAAUUUACGCAAUCUCCAGAAGCUUGAUAUUGAGAAAUGCGAGAAAAUCAGCAUAAAUGCAAUCAUAUCCUUGCAGAAUAAAAUUCCCACUCUUAAUAUUAUCGGUUGGUAUUCGGAUUCAAAUGAUAA